CAGCAGCAGACCAACCAACAACGCACACACAGACAUCAAUAAGCACACCUGUAAAGGUCGAGCUCCGCUUAUCUCUGUGCUUUUUGCAAGCGAAGGAGGGAGAGGACCGAGCCUGGAAAGCGAAACCAUGGUUCGGGGGGCGGCAUGCGCUGCCGUGGUGGCCGUGUCAACCACGGCGACACUUCUUAGCGGCGCCUCGGCCUUCGUCAUGCCCGGUGUGGUGCGAACAGCGGCCCCUGCACGACCACCGGCUUCCUCCUUAGUAUCAAUGUCAACAGCUGAGACGGAGACUGCUCAGUACUUGUUGGACAAGAAGGCCAUCGGCGGUCCCCUGACCCCGAUCGCGAACUACAUCCUCGUCAAGGUUCGCUCGAAGGACGUCGCGUCCCAAGGCGGGAUCAUCCUCCCGGAAAAGGCCCAAGUUAAGCCGACGGAGGGGGUCGUUGUUUCGAUGGGGCCGGGAAAGACGCACCCCGAGACGGGAGUCCCCGUGGACAUGCCUUGCGCCGUGGGAGACAAGGUUCUGUACGGCGAGUUCGACGGGACGGCGGUGGACUACGUGGGGACGGACCACCAGUUCGUGCGAGACCAGGACAUCCUCUUCGUCUACUCGGGGGAGCGGAUGGAGCCGAGCACCAUCAAGAUGAUCAGGGACGAGCUCCUCGUCAAGGUGGACCCGGAGGCGACGACGACCAAGUCGGGGCUGCUUCUCGGACAGAAGGAGGAGAACACCGGGGAGGGUUCGACCACGGGGGAGGUCGUUGCUACGGGGCCCGGGCGAAGCUCCUCGGACGGAGAGAUCGUCCCCAUGUCGGUGGCGACUGGGGACUUCGUCAAGUUCAGGCCCUUCGCGGGGUCAGAGGUUUCUCUGCAGGGAGUGGACUACCGUGUUAUGAAGGUCAACGAGGUGCUGGCCAAGUACUGAACGUCCUAGUCUCGCGCAACGUGUAGGAAUGACGGGCGGGCACAGCAGCAGUGCCAACGGGGGGGAGGGGGGGUCAUCCUAUGUGCCCUUGUUGUGGAGCGCCUAGCGGCUAGCUGUCACUGUAUGUAGGGCAGGGCGACAUUGCUAUCCAGGUAUUGCAAGGAGGUGUUCAUGUACGCAAGUGUACGCAGCUUUUUUUGUCCCAAGUCGAUGAACUUGCUGUUCAAGGAGGGCGUCGCGACCGUCGCUGAUCAAUGCCCGGACGGUCGGCUCCUUACGCUUAGCACCGCCACUUCCCAGCAACGCCAACGAUUUUGGGGCCUGGACAACCGACCAUACCUGGUGUGGAGCCUGUCGGCCCGGCGUCUCUCCCGCCUCGGGCAUGGCGUUAUUUUCCGUGGAGCGAGGCGCCAGUUGCUUGCUGUCUUUGUGCACGCGCGUGUGGGGUUAUGUCGUGGUUAAGGCUUGCGUGGGUGGUGUCGCGGUGAUCCCUGGGGUGGAUGGCAGCUUUUGAAAAAGACUUGUCUUGCGAAUGAAUGUGUUGAGAUGGCAGCAGGAACUGGCCGAGGCCGAUUUAACACAUUUACUAGUCGGGAAUUUUUCUUGCUGCUACGUACGUACGCGCACCAACACGGUGCGCGUGGUGUUGUGCAGGGAACCACGGUGGAGCCUAAAAAUAUCGGCACGAACAAACGGGGCGAAUCUUUCCUGAUUUGUGGUCGUUGGUGGGAGAACAUUUGCGGAGGUGUGGCGACGUGAUCGCUGCGUUGCCACAUACUUGACUUCCCGGCACUGUGCCCGGUAGGAAUGAAUUUGUUCCGUUUUUCAACCAUCUUUUGGUGUUGGGUACAUUUCAUCCUCUGGUUUCGCCCCGGCAGUGACGUGUCUAUGAACGAAUGACUCCCGACUUGUAUCGUGUGAACGAAACGGACGACACGCGACAACAAGCAGCAAGCGGUGUUAGUUCUCGCUCGCGAUGUA
Molecule: messenger RNA, 1906 nt
Organism: Ectocarpus sp. CCAP 1310/34
Lineage: Eukaryota; Phaeophyceae; Ectocarpales; Ectocarpaceae
Source: the annotation of a GenBank genome assembly